Phymastichus coffea is the source of this 784-nucleotide messenger RNA. RefSeq lists its product as uncharacterized. Gene Ontology annotation, cellular component: mitochondrion. The record is from RefSeq and is a predicted model, not a curated record. The transcript is spliced from 3 exons. NCBI's taxonomy places the organism in Eukaryota, Metazoa, Arthropoda, Insecta, Hymenoptera, Eulophidae. The coding region runs from base 347 to 661 and encodes 104 amino acids.
CAAAUCAAAAGGAAUCUGUUAACAUUUUUUUUUUUUCGAAAAUUCGCAUUUUCAUGCCAGGAGUAUAGAUUUUCUGAUAUCUCAUUCUUUUGGUUUUUUAUCGAUUUUCUGAAAGAUACAAAUUAUAAAAUUAUUGUUUUUAGAUGGUACAAAUUAAAUCAAAGUUAAUUAUUUAUCAUUUUUUAUGAAAAUCAAUUAUUUUGGUGUCAAGUUCUACUCGAUCUACCAAUCUCAGCUUAAGUUUCACGGGAAUUGAAUGAUAUUCAUACAACAGUAGUUUGAGCUGUCUGCUCUUUUGUGUCGAUAAUUUUGGCAGAGGGAUUAUUUUCAGAAUUAAAAAAACAAAAUGUUACAUGUUUUAGGCUGCAGGCAAUUUAUUGUAAAGAGAUUCACAGUCAUAUUAAGCCAAAACUUUGCUUAUUCUGGAGCUAGUAAACCCACUAAGUCUCAAGCUUCAAGUAUUCCGAAUGUACCAGGACUCAGUGAUAAAGUCCUAUGUGUUCCCAAUGAACCUGUAGGAUUUGCUGGAGCAGCAAAAAAUAAAGAAUACAAGAAUCCAGAAUAUUUUUGCUAUCACAUAGAUUCUUUUGCUGAUUCAUUUGUCGAAAUGGAAAAGUACAGGCUGCCUGUUCCAGAUAACAGAAAACCUUUCAAGAAUUAAAUUUUUUUGACUUGUAUGUCAUAGAUUAUUCAAAUUAUGUAAAUUUUGAAAUAACCAAUUAUAUUGUGUUGAAACAAUGAAUUUACUCUGUAACUAUAUAAAUAGAUAGUUAAAUUAUUGCAA